CCCAAACUUGCCUAUGGAAAGGUUGCUCCUCACCCUCUCACUCUCUCACACCGCAUCGGCGCUCUGAUUGACUCGGGGGCCAUCAACUCCACCCGCGUGCAGUUGCGCUCUCCCCUUUUCGUCCCUGAGACGAUCUCCAGGUUAAUCUCCCGGCUCAUACAAAGGCCCCCCGGUUCCCCCCUCUCCCUCUCAGCUCGUUCCUGGUUCUCUCUGUUCUUUCUCUUUCAAGACCAGACUUCUUUGCCUGCUUGAAGCAUCCCAUUGACUUCGGUCAGCCACUCUUUUAAACCAAACCCCAACGCAAAACCCCAACUAGCCACACUCUCUUUAUCUAAACGCAGCUCUCCCUGUGUUUCACAUAUCAAAACAACCCACACAUAAAAAUCAAAUUUAUCGACCUUGACGGUUCUAUUUUUUACCAACCACAACAAUUCAAGAUGCGUUUCUCUGCUGCCACCGUCGCUCUCUUCGCCAGCCUUGUUGCUGCCAUCCCCCAGGAUGUCGAGACUGUCUACUCCACUGAGGACGUGACCGUCGUCUCCUGCGCUCCCACCGUCACCAACUGCCCCGGUACCCUGCACGCCACCUCCACCCCCGAGGCCGUCGCUGCUGCCACCACUGGCGGUGCUGAGGGUGUCUCCCCCGUUGGUGUCACCAGCGCUGUCCCUGAGGCUCCCUCCGCCACCCCCGCUGCCGGCAGCUCCCCUGCUGGUGGUGCUGGUGCUGGUGUUGUUCCCUCCGGUGCUGCUCCCUCUGGUGCUGCCCCCAGCGCUGUUCCCUCCGGUGCUGCUGCCGUCGGUGGUGGCGCUGGCACCACUGCUGCUCCCCAGGUCACCGUUAUCCCCGUGACCACCUGCGUCCCCACCGUCAUCAUGUCCACUAGCACCAUCGGUGGUGGCUCCGGUGCCGGUGCCUACGGCUCUGGCUACCCCAGCGGCAAGCCCGCCAAGUCUUCCUCCCCUGUCAUCCCUAGCGGUGCUGGUGCCUACGGCUCUGGCUACCCUAGCGGCAGUGCUACCCCCUCUCCCUCUUCUGCUCUCUACACCGGUGCCGCCAGCUCCGUCAACGGCAACGGCUUCGCUUUCGCUGGUGCUGCCGCCGCCGCCGCUUUCUUCUUGGCUUAGAUUCCCCUUCUUGUUUAUAGUAGCCCCGGGUCACUCGUGAGUCCGGUUGCCGCUAUAGGCGGGGAUCUUGGGCGCAUGUGAAUUGGUGAAGAGUGUCGGGGAUUGGUCCAUACUUAGUUGCGGUUUUGCUUUUGGGAGAGAAAUCCGAUUCGUUGCUUUUUAUAUCCUCUCUUAUACCACUUUUAUUCGAAAUUUCCUUCUAGAUAUUUACGCUUCCCGGAUUGCUUCGGAGUUCUCUUGUGAAGCAAUUGGUGGCUGGAUACGAUUAAUGUAACCCAUGAAGCUUUCACAUACCCAAUUCGAAGCAGUUUAUAGAUUUAAAUCAAUGCCGUGCUAGAGCUAUC
This is a messenger RNA of Aspergillus piperis CBS 112811, 1468 nucleotides long. RefSeq names its product GPI anchored serine-rich protein. The record is from RefSeq and is a predicted model, not a curated record. The transcript is spliced from 2 exons. The coding region runs from base 438 to 1124 and encodes 228 amino acids. NCBI's taxonomy places the organism in Eukaryota, Fungi, Ascomycota, Eurotiomycetes, Eurotiales, Aspergillaceae.